Molecule: messenger RNA, 1860 nt
Organism: Meriones unguiculatus (Mongolian gerbil)
Lineage: Eukaryota; Metazoa; Chordata; Mammalia; Rodentia; Muridae
Product: sperm motility kinase X-like
Biological process (GO): microtubule cytoskeleton organization; intracellular signal transduction; protein phosphorylation
Cellular component (GO): cytoplasm
Molecular function (GO): tau-protein kinase activity; ATP binding; protein serine/threonine kinase activity
Source: RefSeq, a predicted model, not a curated record
AUGAAGAGGUGGCAAGUGGUUCAAGACCUCGGUUCCAAGCCCUUUGACGAAGAGGCUUUUACAGAACAUUAUAAAAUCUUACAAACACUCGGCCAAGGAGGAUUCUGGGAAGUAAAAUUGGCUAGCCAUCUCCUCACCCAGACAAGGGUAGUAGUAAAAGUUCUUCCAAAAGGCAGGAGGCAGACCUUCAUCAAAUCAGAAAUUGAAAUAAUGAAAUCCCUAGACCAUCCCAACGUUAUCAAACUUUUGCAUAUAAUCGGCACCACAAACCACACUUACAUGAUCAUGGAACAUGCCGAGGGAGGAGAACUGAUGGGCAGGAUUACAGAGUUUGGCCACCUCCCAGCAGAGGAGUCCCGUAGGCUAUUUAAACAGAUAGUACGUGCCCUCCACUAUUGCCGGAAGGGAAUUGCCCACAGGGACCUAAAGCCUGCAAACAUAUUAAUGGAUGGCAAAGGGAAUAUCAAAUUGUGUGAUUUUGGAUUGGCCACCAAGCUUACCAUGGGACAGAAGCAGGCAGAUUUUUGUGGAACCCCCCCUUAUGGUGCCCCAGAACUCUUUGAAAGAAAAGACUACAAUGGCCUUGCCGCUGAUAUCUGGAGCUUGGGGGUUAUGCUCUACUUUAUGUUGACUGUACGUUUCCAGGGACGUACAUAUGAAGGACUAAAGCAGAGGGUCUUGGCAGGAAAUUACUCCGUCAGAUUCAAGCUGUCAAAGGAGCUCUGGGACGUGAUUGCUAAGUUGUUAAGUGUAAACCCUAGACUAAGGCCAACAACUGGUGACAUUCUGCACUUUCCAUGGCUAAAACAUGACAGUGAAGGUUCUCCGGGUUUCUUUAGAGGGAACACUGACAGCCACCCAGACCCCACUGUAAUGGUCAUCAUGAGAGUCAUGGGAUACAAGAAACGAGAGAUACGGGAAGCUUUACAGAAGAAGAACAUUGACCAGGUGAAGGCUACAUAUCUUAUUCUUAGGCAACAGUCACCCUGGGGGGACAAUUUUAAAAUAAAACUUAAGCCCAGGCAGUUGGAUCGAAACUUGAACCUCACUGGGGCAGCCAUGACAGCAAAAGUGACCUUAAAGAGGGCAUCUAGUGUCCCUUCACUUCCUACCUUCCUUGAUCCCAAUAUACCUCAGAGUCCUGAGCAUGACAAAGGGGGUAAAAGGAGGUACAGUUGGCCACCCACCCUGACCUGCUUGAACAACGAGACAACCCCCCUUCUGAAAAUCUGUCCCCAGCGUAGCCGUGAGGCCCAUUUCAUGAGCAGCACCAGUUGGGACACGAACAGCACUGACACCUCAGGGGAAAUAUGCCCAAAGGUGACUGCUGAGAAUGUUCCACGGAAACCUCACUGCAGGCAGUCAUCCCUGGAUGUGCUGAAAGCUGGCUCUAACAAGUUUAAGGGGUCCUCACAGGAAGUUUUAUCCCAUCCUGCUUCUGUGGAGGAAGACCAGCUUAAGAACAGCAACAUACAUGGACAGCCCCAAGAAGUGACUAAAGCUGGUUCAAAGAAGAACAUGAACUCAGAGAAUAGAGCAUCUCCAUUCUUCAACAAGGAGAGCCAGGGCAAGGAUCCCACGGUAAAACCAAAAGAAGCCAGACCACCUCUAUUCUCCCGCAAGGAGGCCCAGGAAGAUGGCCCCAUUGUAGAAAGCAAAGAGCCCAACCCAUUCUCCCCAGAUACACGCCGGGGACAUCUCCAUGGCCAGGAGCAGAUUAUACCCAGAGCCCCCUUUAGGAAGCGGGUUUGGAAAAGCAUCAGGAAGAACAUCAGAAAAGGACUUGGGAGGUUAUGUUGCUGUGUGCCUGUCCAAAACAGAGAGCUCCCAGCCAAGAACAAAAUCUUGGCUGGGAGCUAA